UACAUCUUCAACACCUCUCUUAUUGAUAUCUGUGAAACCCAUUCCCCAGGAAAGUUCCUUCAUAAGUCCACCUACACAAAAAUGGCAAAUGGCACUGUUCUACACUUUCGGUUCAAUGUGAAGCAAAUCCGAGCGAAAAUUGUUCGAAAGUCUUAUCGAUUUUUCCCAAAUGACACAGCUGGGCAUAUUAGGAAUAUGCAUGAUACGAUGAACAAGAUUUUCGAAAAUUCACCACCUGCAUUUUCGUACAAGCCAAUUGAGACUUUGAAUAAGUGCAUAGCCAAAGUCAAAUCCGACGUAUGCCAUAGCACUGGUGGAAUCUGCAAAGCUGCGAUGGAUAAUGUCACCAAUUGGGUAUACAACACGACUGAAGGAUUGUUCACAACGGGUACACGUCUCAUCGUCUAA
Molecule: messenger RNA, 408 nt
Organism: Caenorhabditis elegans
Lineage: Eukaryota; Metazoa; Nematoda; Chromadorea; Rhabditida; Rhabditidae
Source: the annotation of a RefSeq genome assembly